UAGAAUGAGAUUUCUACUACAGAGGGAGCGUCCAUGGUCAACUGCCAAAUAAACAACAACAACAAACUUUUUGUGCAAUCAUCUCUGUUUUGACAGACUGACAUCAUCACCGGAGGAGGAGGAGGAGUCAGAGAAGAUGGAGUCUUGGUUCUGCUCAUGCUGGGUUUACCUGAUGGUUAUCGUCGCGGUCAGAGACAUCUCAGCUGACCCAGCUUCACCGCCACGCUACACCAUCCACCACACCGAGGUCAAAUUCAACAGCGCCACAGAGAACUGUUCCCCUGGCAUCCUCACCACCCUCGCCACCAACCAGGACGUCAAUGACAUCCUCAGUUUCAUCUCCAGGUCAGUUCCAUCUCUGAAUAAGAGCAACUUCACCUUCUGGGUUGGCCUGAGGAAGGACAAAGACAAGUGUGUGGCUCCCAUGCUGCCCCUGAAAGGAUUCCAGUGGACGGAGGAUGGCAGCAAAGAAAUGCAGGUGAGCCGCUGGACCGUGGAGCCAGAGUCAACCUGCACAUCAGUUCUCUGUGGGGCACUACAGGUGGAGUUAGAGGAGUCAAGGGUGACGGGGUGGGGUCUGAUCCCUAUCGGCUGUAGUAAAGGCCACAAGUUCAUCUGUAAGCUGAGAGAUGGACUGACAGGGGGAACACCUAAACCAGCUGAACCUAAACCUGAAACAGCAGAACCACAUAAACCUGAACCUAGACCUGCAACACAAAAACCAGAACCAACUAUAGCUGAACCUGAACGUCCUGCCCAAGAACCAGGACCUGACCUGAACCCUAAAACUGGACCUAAACUGCAGGGACCUGAGCCUGAUUCUGGUUCUGAACCAUCGGUGGAGUUGGACUCGUGUCAGCGCCCCAAUAUCACUCGUGUCCGGUCCUUCCGUCUGGACCCCGACAACAGCAGCAGAAUCCAGGUGGAGUGCUGGUCCAACGUCCACGUGGAGCUCCGCUGCUCGGGCCGCCCUGCCAUGUGGCGGCUGUUGGACGACUCACCCGUCAACAUCACCACCAUCUGCCAGCCAUGUGAGGUCGGCUUCAAGAGGGACACUUCUGGAAACUGUGUCGACAUUGACGAGUGUAGAGGUGGCAACCCCUGCAGGCACACCUGCCUGAACACCGAGGGCUCCUACAGGUGCGUCUGCUCCGACAAGGAUGGGAAACAACAUGAGGAGGACUCUACCGAGUGCACGGAUUCUGAGAUAAACAUUGACAAUGGAUUGAUGUCAGGUAUCCUGAUCCCGGUGCUGGUUGCCGUGGCAGCACUAGUGGUGCUGGUGGUGGUCAUCACAGUGACGGUGAAGUGCUGCCUGAAGAGGCGGUCGAAGAAACGGGCCAUAAAGAAAGCGGAGAAGAUGGCGAUGAAGAAAAAAUAUGAGAAGGUAGAAAUAUGAAGGAGCAGAGCUGUGAUUGGUCGAAGGUUGUGUGUGGCAGUGACAUCAUCACAGUGUCAAACAUUGUGUCUCUAAAUUAAAACAGUGGAAUACUCUCACCUCAUUGGCUGAUUUUAAUUUCUGAUUGAAAGAAGUCUUGGAGAUGGUGAGGUUGAGUCAUUAAACCUGAACGCUGUGUUUCUGUUAUCUAAUUUGUUGCCUGUAUAUUUAACUGUAAUUACUCGACAUACUGGAUACAACUUAUAGAUUGAUUCAUUAGUCAAUAACUGAUUAAUGAAUAAAUUUGUCCUUAAAUAUGUAACUAUUUACCUUUGACUGUUGCUGUCGUCCUUGAGGCGGCCCGAUUCGGGUUCAGGUGCAGACUCGUGGGUGUUCUGAUUAGGACCGGUCCGGGUUGUGGAUUGUUCUCGAUGCUGUGGAGGUUUUCACUUUAACACAACUCGGACCUUUAAACACAUUUUAAAAAUGGCUCUGAAUUAGUUUUAUCCCAACAAAUUAUUAAUUAUUUAAAGACAUUUAUUGAUGUAAAUGUACUUAAUGAAUUGUUAAUUAAAGCACACAUUUGAUAACUGUUACUGUCUUUAUUUCCAGUUUUAUUUUUUUUCAAUUUUUUUAAUUUCACAAAAAUCUGUGUUAUUAUAUUAAUAUGUAAAACCUGACACAUCUAAAUAAGAGGUAAGUUAACAUAAAUGAAUCCUCCAGACAAACUGAUUCACUCAUUCACAUGAAUUCAACUCAACAAUGAACUGUUGAAUCAGUUGUUCUGAACAUAAAUGUGUUCAGUAUUUUAAGUUCAGGUGAUUUAAUUUCAGUUUGUUCCACUGACUCAUUUUCUUUAGCUUGACUUUAUAUAAUUAUAACAAUGUUAGCAUUAUAAUGCUGUAUAGCUUAGCAUUUUAUUUCACUUUAUUAAUCAUCAUAAACCCAAAUAUGCACCAAAAUCUUUCUCAAUGAGCCCAAAGUGUAAAGAUUUAAUGUUUGUACUUUAAAUAAACUAUUUAACUAUUAACUAUUGAAUUAUUUUAAUCAUACGUCAGCUGUUUGCAGGUGAUGUAAUAAUUUGCUUAGUGGAAGAAAACUGAGUAAAUUCAACUUGGGAACAUUUGUA
Morone saxatilis (striped sea-bass) is the source of this 2507-nucleotide messenger RNA. It is a transcript of the gene clec14a, whose product is annotated as C-type lectin domain containing 14A. Gene Ontology annotation, molecular function: calcium ion binding. The record is from RefSeq and is a predicted model, not a curated record. NCBI's taxonomy places the organism in Eukaryota, Metazoa, Chordata, Actinopteri, Moronidae. Gene Ontology annotation, cellular component: cytoplasm. The transcript has a single exon. The coding region runs from base 137 to 1399 and encodes 420 amino acids. Gene Ontology annotation, biological process: positive regulation of axonogenesis.